AUGCUCGCAACGCUCUUCGUCCUCUCGGCGCUCACGGCGGCCGGCGCCGGCGCCUUGACGCUCCUCGCACCGAGCGCAGCGCUUGCGACACCCUCGAACGAGGAGCUGCGCGCAGCGAGCCGCUCCCCGGAGGCUGGCGUUUUGCGGCCGAGCGGCCUCCGCGUCAUCGACCUCGUCGAGGGCGACGGCCCUCUGCCCGCUCUGGGCGACCGCGUCUACGUCCACAUCAAGGUGUGGGGCAGCUCCUUCGACGCCGGCGAGCCCGCGUACGCGACCUGGGCGGCCGACGGGCGUCCCAGCAUGUGGUUCCUGGGCGAGCCGUCGGCAGUCGUCGUCGGUCCUCCGUACAUCCCAACUACGACAGUGCCGGCCGGCAUCGACGAGGGGGUGCUUGGUAUGCGUGAGGGCGGCUGGAGGCGGUUGGUGGUGCCGGCGAGCGCCGCGUACGGCGCGGAGGGGCUGCCGCGCCCCGGCGGGCGAGGCCUCUUCAAGGUGCCUCCAAACUCCCCCAUCUUCGUCGAUUUGCGGCUGGUGGAUGGCGGCGGCGGCGGCUGCGACCGGCUGCUGCGGCUGCAGGGCCUGCCAAAGAGCAUCUCGUGCAUCCCGGGGAAGAUAUGA
Molecule: messenger RNA, 618 nt
Organism: Emiliania huxleyi CCMP1516
Lineage: Eukaryota; Haptophyta; Isochrysidales; Noelaerhabdaceae
Exons: 2
Coding region: 1-618 (205 amino acids)
Molecular function (GO): peptidyl-prolyl cis-trans isomerase activity
Source: RefSeq, a predicted model, not a curated record